Molecule: messenger RNA, 429 nt
Organism: Parnassius apollo (apollo)
Lineage: Eukaryota; Metazoa; Arthropoda; Insecta; Lepidoptera; Papilionidae
Source: the annotation of a GenBank genome assembly
AUGAAGAAGCUGGUCACAACAGUUCCAAGUCUUAUCGAAGACAUCAAAUCUAUUAAAGUUGAAUUAAUCCAUCUGAAGGAGUCUUGUGAAUACAACAGUAGUUCAUUUAAAUCUUUUCAAGAUCAAGUCUUCAGUUUCGAACGUGGUGUAUCUCAGAUAGAAAAGAUUCGAAAUUCUCUCGCUAUGGCCAACAAGGAAAUAGCUAAUCUUAAAAGUGUUAUUCAGACCAAUGAACAAUGGUCACGGCUUAGUAAUGUUGAGGUAAAGGGCAUCCCCCUAAAGCCCAAUGAAAACCUGUUUGUAACUGCGAAAUCUAUGGGUAAAGCAGUUGGGUAUGAAUUCCAAAAAUCUCAAAUCAAUUACAUAUCCCGAAUACCAAUGUUUAAUACCAAAGAGAAGGCUAUCAUUAUCAAUUUCAUAAAUCGUUAG